AUGGCUAUGCCUAAUGACACCCAGUUCCAUCCUUCUUCGUUCCUCCUCCUGGGUAUCCCAGGGCUAGAAGAUGUGCACGUCUGGAUUGGAUUUCCCUUUUUCUUUGUGUAUCUUGUUGUACUCUUGGGGAACGCUGCUGUCCUGUUUGUAAUCCAGACUGAGCAUAGUCUCCAUGAGCCCAUGUACUACUUCCUGGCCAUGUUGGACUCCAUCGACCUGGGCUUGUCCACAGCCACCAUCCCCAAAAUGCUGGGCAUCUUCUGGUUCAGCCUCAGGGAUAUAUCUUUUGAAAGCUGCCUUUCCCAGAUGUUCUUCAUCCACUUCUUCACUGCCAUGGAGAGCAUUGUGUUGGUGGCCAUGGCCUUUGACCGCUAUGUUGCCAUUUGUAAACCCCUUCGGUACACCAUGAUCCUCACCAGCAAAAUCAUCAGCCUCAUUGCAGGCAUGGCUAUUCUGAGGAGCCUGUGCAUGGUGGCUCCUCUGGUAUUUCUCCUCCUGAGGCUGCCCUUCUGUGGGCACUACAUCAUCCCUCAUACCUACUGUGAACACAUGGGCAUUGCUCGCCUGGCCUGUUCCAGCAUCAAAGUCAACAUAAUAUUUGGUCUUGGGGAUAUGUCUAUUUUAUUAUUGGAUGUGCUCCUUAUAAUUCUCUCCUAUGUCAGGAUCCUCUAUGCUGUCUUCUGCCUGCCUUCCUGGGAGGCCCGGUUCAAAGCUCUCAACACCUGUGGCUCUCACAUUGGUGUUAUCUUAGCCUUUUUCACACCAGCAUUUUUCUCUUUCUUGACACACCGUUUUGGCCACAAUAUCCCCCAAUAUAUCCACAUCCUCUUAGCCAACCUAUAUGUGGUUGUUCCGCCAGCUCUCAAUCCUGUAAUCUAUGGGGUCAGGACCAAGCAGAUUAAGGAGCAGGUUUUGAGGAUCUUUUUAAAAGACAGUUAA
This is a messenger RNA of Puma concolor (puma), 939 nucleotides long. Its product is annotated as olfactory receptor 52E8. The record is from RefSeq and is a predicted model, not a curated record. Gene Ontology annotation, cellular component: plasma membrane. Lineage: Eukaryota; Metazoa; Chordata; Mammalia; Carnivora; Felidae. Gene Ontology annotation, biological process: G protein-coupled receptor signaling pathway. Gene Ontology annotation, molecular function: G protein-coupled receptor activity; olfactory receptor activity.